Molecule: messenger RNA, 2148 nt
Organism: Alnus glutinosa
Lineage: Eukaryota; Viridiplantae; Streptophyta; Magnoliopsida; Fagales; Betulaceae
Product: ankyrin repeat-containing protein ITN1-like
Exons: 6
Coding region: 99-1889 (596 amino acids)
Molecular function (GO): protein binding
Source: RefSeq, a predicted model, not a curated record
UUAUAGACAGUACUACAACCUCCCCAGAUGAGUGACUCUUUCAUUGCUUUGGUUUUCUUUGUUAAUUUGCGAAGAUACUUUAUCUGAAAAUUAGAAAAAUGAACGACAUAGAAAUGGCAGAAUUGGGGCAGACACGUGGAGUCGGUGGAGAGGACCCGAGCAGUGAAUUUAAUGGGAGGGAAAGAACACUAGAUGAAUACCGUGCCCUGUGUCGUCCCCUCCAUCAAGCUGUCUUAAAAGAUGAUUGGCCGGCUGCUGAGGCUUUUCUUAGGGAAUACCCAGACUGUGUUCGAGCUCCCAUAACGAAAGAGAAAGAGACAGCACUUCACAUUGCCGUGAUUGCAGAACGCACCAGUUUUAUAGAAGAAUUGUUGACAUUGACUACUCCGGGGGACUUGGAAUUGAAAACAGCAUAUGAAUAUACGGCCCUUCACCUUGCUGCUCAAUCAGGAAACGUCAUAAUUGCUGAGCAGCUGGUGGAAAGCAACCGUAGACCGCUACUGAUCCCAGAUGCAAACGACCACGGAGACAUGCCACUCAACGUCGCAGCAUGUCUAGGACAUGCAAACAUGAUCUCAUAUCUAUUACCUAAGACUCCUCUUGGAGAGUUAGCUCCUGAUAAAAAAACUAAGCUCCUUCAUUUUACCAUUCACAAUGAUUUCUAUGAUAUAGCAUUGGAUAUUCUGGAAAACUAUCCAAACAUAGCAACUGCCAGCAGUGAAUGCUGGCGUGGAGCGUUGGACCUGUUGGCCAGGAAACCUUUUGCAAUUGGCAGCGAAAGUAGUGAUCAGCUACCAUUCUGGAAAACUCUCUUGAAAAACUCCUUGUUCAAAGGGAUCCAUGACAAAGCUUUGAUGAAGACUAAUGCCCAUCGAUUAGUUGACGAACUUUGGAAAAAGGUUAUAAAUGAUCAAGAGCCACAGUACUUCUCAUCAGAAUUGAUUCCCUCUCACAGUACUUUACUUUUUGAAGCUGCAAAAGUUGGAAAUGUUGAAUUUAUAAUUAUAAUUGCACGCUCUUAUCCUGAGCUUUUAUGCCAACAAGAUGAAACGGGAAUGAGUAUAUUUCACUUUGCUAUUAAACAUCGGCACGAGAAUGUCUUCAAUCUAAUAUAUGAGAUAGGUGGUACCAAGGAUAGCCUUGCAACCUAUUCUAAUUCAGACACCAACGAGAACAUGUUGCAUUUAGCUGGACAAUUGCCUGAUUCAGAUCGACUAAAUAUUGUAUCAGGAGCAGCCCUCCAAAUGCAACGAGAGUUGUUGUGGUUUAAGGCGAUAAAAAAGAUUGUGCCAAAGUCAUUUGUGAAACAGAAGAAUGAAGAAGGCAAAACACCUGAGGAGAUGUUUACAAAGACACAUAAAGUUUUGCUAGAGAGUGGUGAAAAGUGGAUGAAGGACACAGCAAACUAUUGUAUGCUCGUGGCAACAUUGAUUACCACAGUUAUUUUUGCUGCAGCCUUCACUGUACCAGGUGGCAACAAUAAAAAAACUGACAUUCCUAUUUUUUCGAGAAAAACCUUGUUGGAAGUAUUCUUCAUAUCAGAUGCAAUAGCACUGUGUUCAUCUUCGACUUCAAUAGUAAUUUUCUUAUCAAUUCUCACGUCACGUUACACAGAAGUUGAUUUCUUAAAGUCAUUACCUUCAAAGUUGGUGUUUGGACUUGUCACACUCUUCAUUUCCAUGGUGGGCAUGAUGGUCGCCUUUAUCACAACUUGGUUUUUGGUGUAUACAAGCGCAAGUGCACGGAUUUCGGCUGCAGUUGUAAUCACUUCAGCUAGUAUCCCAAUUACCUUGUUUGUUCUGCUACAUCAUAAACUUUGGGUUGAUACACUCUCCUCAACAUACAAGUCUAGAUUUCUUUUUCGGCCAAAUAAACACAGACUUUUCUAAUGGAAGAUGCCGAUUGGGGAAUUGAUCAACAGAAAAUAUGAAGUUCAAGGCAAACAAAAAGGAAGGAAAUUUGUUGGAGAUUCACAUGUUGUUGAACAAGGGAGGUUAAGGAAAGAAUUGAUCGCAAAUAAAGACUUUGGAAUGAUGUCGGCUUAACUAUUCCACCAAGAUUUAUUGUGGUUUAUACAUACUAGCCUAUAACUAACGCUAUGCUCAGGUUUUUCAUUAUAAUUUAAUUUUAAAAAUAUUUUUGUGAAAA